Molecule: messenger RNA, 3114 nt
Organism: Episyrphus balteatus (marmalade hoverfly)
Lineage: Eukaryota; Metazoa; Arthropoda; Insecta; Diptera; Syrphidae
Exons: 4
Coding region: 1-3114 (1037 amino acids)
Biological process (GO): DNA integration
Molecular function (GO): nucleic acid binding
Source: RefSeq, a predicted model, not a curated record
AUGGCUUUUCCAAGCAUCAAACCAUCAAGUUUUUAUGGCAGAAGCUUUCAAAACUUAGGAAGCGCCUUAGACUUCGUUGAAACGUCAUCAAGUCAUAACACUUUUGAUCUUGUGUUGCUUCCACCAGAUCCAGAUUGUAAUACGGAUGUUGAGGAGGGAGAUGCUGAAGACCUUGUUGUUUCCACCAUGCCACAAGAUGUUCCAGGUGAAGUAGAGGUAUUUUGUAGCAGUGACAGUGACAGUGAAGAUGAUUUACCGCUUCAAGAGCUGCGACAUUGCUUAGGUAAAAAGCGUUUAAAGAAUAACUCGGUACCCACAUUGCUUUUGCCAUCAGAACAAUUGAAGGAAGUUGAGGGGGUGGAUGAUGAUUUCGUCAUGAAUGACUUAGUUCUUUUAAGAACUCCACCUCCGCAGGUUCCAUCGGUGGAUGAUGAUUUCAAUGGGAAUGAAUUAGUUCUUUUGAGAACUGUACCUCCACAAAUUGAAAGGGUGGAUGAUGAUUUCGUUAUGAAUGACUUAGUUCUUUUAAGAACUCCACCACUUCAAAUUGAGGAGAUUAUGACAACUAGUUUGUGCUGUUUCACAAGAUUUGGAAAUUGCAUUGAAGACGAGGAAAACAUGCUAACUGUCGGAUCGUUGGCCGAAUCUACAAACAAUGAAGUGCAUGAAGAAAAUCUUGAAAAGGAAAUUCACACACAAGAAGAUUCUUCUGAACUUUCACAAAAGAUAGUUGAUAAAAAUCAAGGAGAAAUUAGUUCUGAUUCUCAUAUUACGACUGAAAUAACGGCUAUGAGAUAUUUUGUUGGGUACGUUGCGACAAAUACCAAGAGAUCAAUUCUUUCACUGUCAUCUCCACUCUUUGAUCCAAUGGGUUUGCUAAGUCCCAUCAUAAUCCGAGCAAAAAUAGUUCUCCAGCAGCUUUGGAUAGAAAAGCUGGAUUGGGAUGAAUCCAUUCCAGAAGCAAUUGAAGCAGAGUGGCGUCAAUUCAUCACUGAUCUUCACUCACUCCAAAAUUUGGAUAUUCCUCGAUAUGUUUUUCUUGAAAACAAAAUAAGUUGUGAAGUCCAUGGUUUUGCAGACGCGUCAAUGAAGGCUUAUAGAUGCUGUAUAUAUUUGCGAAGUUUAUUUUCCUUUGGGUCAGUUAAUGUGAAGCUGUUAGUCGCAAAGUCUCGAGUUGCACCCGCAAAAAAGAGACAACUUCCUAGACUCGAACUUUGCGCAGCACACCUUCUAGCCAAACUCUGGGUCAAAAUUCAAAAAAUUGUAGAUUCAAACUACUCGAAGGCGUAUUUCUGGACUGAUUCGACAAUUGUGUUGCAUUGGAUUUCUACUCAUUCGUCAAAACUGAAUACGUUUGUUGGAAAUCGAGUUGCAGAAAUCCAGGAUACGACAAAAGAGGUCGUUUGGAGACACGUCCCAACACACGAAAAUCCGGCAGAUGUGGUUUCGCGAGGAUGCACGGUAGAUGAGAUUAAAAAUUCCCUUUGGUUUGAAGGUCCAUCAUUUCUGGUGAACGAAGAAGAAGAAUGGCCAUCCACAGCAGAAAUCCAUCUUUCUCCAGAAGAAACUUCAUUAGAAAAAAGACAAACGGUUCUAAGUUGUCAACAGCUCGAACCAAACUACUAUCUCGAUCUUAUAGAAAGAAUGAGCUCGUAUACAAAAUUGAUACGGAUCUUCGCAUAUGUCAAAAGGUAUCUCAACCUACGAGUAUGGAUGAUACCAUUUCCAAAUGAGUAUCUAACAGCUUACGAGCUAGAAAAUUCGCUAAAAAUCAUCGUUUAUAUAAUUCAAAAGAAGUACUUUUCGGAAGAAAUCGAAGCAAUUAUUAAAAACAAAUCACUUAAAGGUUCUAUAAAGGCUCUAAGUCUGUUUAUCGAGGUUGAUGAUGUCAGUGUGAUUCGUUUGUUAAGAGUCGGAGGCCGAUUGAAGCAUGCAAACAUCCCAGAGGAAAGCAAGCAUCCACUUUUACUGCCAAAAGAUUGCAGUUUCACCAAAACUCUCGUCAGACAUCUUCACCUUUCAAAUUACCAUGCUGGUCCAAAGGCUCUUGUCGCGCUGACGAGACAAACAUUUUGGAUUGUCAAUGUUCGUGAGGUAGCAAGAUGGGUAGUUCGAAAAUGCCCACACUGUGCCAGAUACAGGCCAAAGUUGUUCGAGCAGGUAAUGGGAGAUUUGCCUGCUGCUAGAUUGACCCAAUCUCGCCCAUUUUUAUGUUGCGGAGUGGACUUUUGUGGUCCAAUAUACACUUAUUACAAAAUUCGUGGCAAGGUGCCAUACAAAACAUAUGUGGCUGUCUUUGUUUGUUUUUCGUCGAAAGCAGUCCAUUUAGAAGCUGUGUCUGAUCUUUCAGCUGAUGCCUUUAUAGCAGCCUUAAAAAGGAGGAUAGGUCGUAGAGGUAUCCAAAAAACCAUCCAUUGUGAUAAUGCGACAAAUUUUGUUGGCCCACAGUCAAAACUUAAAGAACUGCGUGAUAUGUUGUUCAAACGUUCUAACCAAGAAACUAUAGUUAAUUUUUGUACUAAUGCUUCCAUAAAUUUUCAUUUGAUACCCCCCAGGGCACCUAAUUUCGGUGGAAUUUGGGAAGCGGCCGUAAAAGUAGCAAAAGGCCAUCUUUAUCGCAGUCUUGGCGGUGCAAAACUGAACUUUGAAGAGCUGACAACGGCACUGGUAGAGAUCGAGGCCAUAAUGAACUCCAGGCCAAUUACUCCAAUGUCUCCUGAUCCCAACGACCUAGAAGCCUUAACGCCAGCCCAUUUUCUCAUCGGGUCAUCCCUAAGAGCGAUUCCGGAAAUAGGCCUAGAAGUUUCCGACAUAAGUUAUCUGGAACGAUGGCGUCGAAUCAAUGCCGUCAAAACCCACUUCUGGAAGCGGUGGUCAUCAGAAUACGUUCUAGAACUCCAGAAUCGUGCCAAAUGGACUACUUCAAGGCCAAACAUCAAAGAUGGUAGUCUCGUCAUCAUCCAUGAAGACAAUUUGCCACCCCAAAAGUGGCUCUUGGGAAAAGUCGUCAACAUUAUCGAGGGUCCUGAUGGUCGUAUACGAGUCGCCGAUAUCAAAACGUCACGAGGAGAAUUUCGAAGGCCAAUUCGAAAACUAGCAGCGAUACCGUGUUGA